Molecule: messenger RNA, 2028 nt
Organism: Sebastes umbrosus (honeycomb rockfish)
Lineage: Eukaryota; Metazoa; Chordata; Actinopteri; Perciformes; Sebastidae
Gene: zswim2
Product: zinc finger, SWIM-type containing 2
Exons: 10
Coding region: 104-1897 (597 amino acids)
Molecular function (GO): zinc ion binding; ubiquitin protein ligase activity
Source: RefSeq, a predicted model, not a curated record
CUCUGCUGGUCCUAAAGCUCCAUGGCAACAGCAGCCAGGUUACCAUGGCCACAGCGUUCUUCUUGGUACCUGGCUCUGCAGAGUAACUUCAGUAAGUGGCAGGAUGUUCAGGAGAACUUCCUGGAGGAACACAGUCAGCGAUGCAGUGAGUUCCCACCAACAUCAAGCCCUCAACACAACUAUAUUUCUCCUGAAAUCCUUCGGCCCAACGGGAUUUCUGCUCAGAGAGGAGGGAGGGGCCAGGAACUUUAAGGUGUGCUUGGGUGACCCACAUACGUGUACUUGCCCUGUGUUCACCAGGGAGCAGGAGCCAUGCAAACACAUCUGCUGGGUUUUACUGCGGAAAUUCAGACUACCCACAGAACAUGAAUAUUCAUUUCAGCAUGGACUUGUGGAGAGACAGAUCUUGGAGGUGCUCCACGGUUUACACCAAACCAAAGACCACCGGACGGAAAAGGAUCCCCCUGCUGCUUCUGGGACCCCGAGCCAACCCAUCACCGGCCAGGAGGCUGGAAGUGUCUGCCGGAAAGCGAUCCAAGCCCAGGAUGUGUGUCCUAUCUGUCAAGAAGAGCUGCUGGAGAAAAAUCUGCCUGUAUCUUACUGCAGGUUCGGUUGUGGCAAUAAUGUCCACAUCUCUUGCAUGAAGGUGUGGGCGGAUCACCAGAAACAGUCAGACCAGGAAGAAACGGUGAAGUGCCCUCUGUGCCGGGAGGACUUCAGCUCUUUGAAAUUACUCCAGGAGCAGGUGAAAAAUGCAGCAAAGCUCUUCACGGCCGCUGAGAGAGAGAAGCCAGACAGACACCUGGGAGUUCUCUGUCACAGCUGCCGCGUCUGCCCUGUCACCGGCAGAUGUUUCAAAUGCACGGUCUGCAGUUAUUUCUAUCUAUGCGAGGGCUGCUCAAAGAAGGCCUGCCACCCACACCAUCCAUUUGCUUCACGAACAAAAAGGAGAGAAAAGUGGCAUCUUGUGGCCGAUGACCUCAGUGAUGAACCAAGGGGAGCAACCUAUCAGCCAGCAGAUGACAGCAUCAUCCGUGUAGCUGCAGACCCUCUACCUGAGAAUGUGUUGGGGUGUCUACCUACGGUUAAGGUGAGAUUGGGGUCUCGGCUCCUGGAUGUGGGACAGCAGUGUCGGAUCUGUCUGCUGGAUUUCAGCCUUGGCCAACGUGUCCGGACUCUGCCCUGCCAUCACAAGUUCCACACCGACUGUGUGGACGGGAUCCUGCGGAAGUCCAACUCCUGCCCUGUGGAUGGAUUUGUCAUUUAUAACCCCUUGACUUGGAGAACUAGUGACAGGAAGACGUCCCCUCAGGCGGCCUCCUGCCUUUCCAGUGACUCUGCCAAACGACCUGAAAAUAACUUAAAGGACCUGUUUAUUCCAGGAGUGGCGCUGCGGGACAGGAACACUAAAGUCAUUCCUUCACACGGUUCUCUUAGUUUAGAGGUUCUAACAGGCUCUUCAGUCACUUUAAACACCCCACCGAGGUUAUUAACUGACAGGUUUCAAGGCUUGUGCGUAGCUACAGACACUGUGACGAGAAAACGAACUCCUGAAAGCUCUUCUUUUAAUCACCGACAUAAAUCUGAUUCACGUUCCUCAGAAAAGACAAGGACAAAACACAGCCCAGCUUCACCCAACAGGUGUGCUUCAGCGACACAAAUCAGAGAGCAGCCACAGCUGAACCUUUUUGUAGGUUUGCGUCGACUCGAGUCAGACCACACCGCUACUGUGGCUUUUCCUGCUCGACGAGCUAGACUGCAACCCAAAAGGACAGGAGGCACGGUAACCAUUAACGAUGCAAACAAUAGGCUCAUUUCAGAGCUCAGAAUGACGGGAAUAAACACACUGCAACACUUGAACUUUACUGUUGAAGCAGUUGAAGAGAUCAAUAAGUAAACACAUGUAACCCUUUAUUUAGACAUGCCCACUUUAUGAUAAUCACAUGCAGUUUGGGGCAUGUCAUAGUCCAGUCAGCACACUGACACACUGACAGCUGUUGUUGCCUGUGGGGCUGCAGUUUGCCAUGU